This is a messenger RNA of Capsaspora owczarzaki ATCC 30864, 2003 nucleotides long. RefSeq lists its product as hypothetical. Lineage: Eukaryota; Filasterea; Ministeriida; Capsasporidae. Bases 646 to 1875 code for a protein of 409 amino acids. The record is from RefSeq and is a predicted model, not a curated record. The transcript is spliced from 2 exons.
GCUCCCCACAACCUCUACCCUUUUUUUUUUCCCACUCUUCUUUGACUUGCCCCCAUUUCAUUUUCUGAAAUUUCACCCCAACUCAUCCAUCGCGCUGCUGUGCGAUUGUUCCGCACUUGCACCACCGCCGCCGCCGUCGUCCAAAAUCCCGCACCUGUCGGCGUUUUCCCCAAUCCAGCCCCAGCCAAGUCCUACUCAACCCAAACCAGGCAGCGGCUCACUCUUCCUUCCACAACAACAGCUACUCCUCCAUCAUCGCUCUCGUUUGCGUCCGCUGAGCUGCUGCCACAUCAGCUUCCGUUCGCUUACGUCCCUCUUCGCCGACGAGCUCAGCUUCACGCCGCAUUGAAACCGCAGCACUCCACUCCUGCUCCUGCUCCUGCUCCCUCGCCCGCUCCUUCCUCCUCCUCCUCCUCAAUCCAGAGCAAGUCGUGCUCCCGCCGCCAGCUGCUCUGCGCAUCGACUGCCAAGGCCAACCGCUUCGCCCGUGCCGCUCGCUCGCUGUUGCUCUUCAAGUCCGACGACGGCAACGACGGCCGCUUCUUCCUCCGCGCAGCACCCCCCACAACUGUCACUGCUGCUGCUGCUGCUGCGUGCCAACUCACAGCGACUGUCACUGCGUCUGCGUCUGCAUCUGCCGCAGCAAUGGGCCAAUCACUCUCGCAAAUCUACUGGCCAACGUCAUCGGCCGCAAUGGCCAAGGCCGAGCAGGAGCUUCUCGCCAAGGUCCACGCACAGACGCCAUUCCAAGUCAGGGACAUUGACAUUGAUGCUACGUCAGCGUCCACGGCGGCGGGGACUCAGGCUGCCGCAAAGUCAUGCUCAAAGUCCAAGCCGCUGAGAACAAUCCACACUCUGAGCUUUAACGCCGAAACCUCGCAACGGGAAGCCAACCACAAGUGGACACUUCACAAUAGCCGCAAGCGUGUCGUGGUCCUCACGCAUGGAUUUGGCGCAGGCGUUGGCGUGUUUUACCGAAAUCUGCCGGCGUUGGCUUCCACGCCCGGUCUCACCAUUCAUGCCAUUGACUGGCUCGGCAUGGGCGGAUCGUCGCGCCCGCCAUUCCUUGCCAAGAACGCCGACGAAGCAGAGAACUUUUUCGUAGAGUCUCUGGAGCUGUGGCGUCAGCGCAUGGGCAUUGAGAGCUUUGUGCUGUGCGGUCACUCGCUCGGAGGUUUCCUGUCUGCCACGUAUGCACUCAAGUAUCCCCAUCGUGUCACUAAGCUUGUCCUCAUUUCUCCUGUCGGUGUGCCAAAGAGACCCGAGGUGCCCGCCUUCGAAUCCCGCCUGCGCGCAUCGCGACCCAUGCUGGCUGCCAUCAUUGAGCGCAUGUGGAGCUCCAAUGUCACUCCUCAGUCUCUUGUGCGUGCCGCUGGUCACUUUGGACCGGCCCUGGUCAGGUUUGCUGUCGGUCGUCGGUUUGACCUCCCGCCGGACGAGCGGCUCUUGCUGCAAAAUUACCUGUAUCACAUCAGCGCCGCGACUGGAUCCGGCGAGCUGGCCUUCAAUACUAUUCUCUCGUUUGGCGCCUGGGCUCGCAAGCCACUGCUCGACCGGCUGCCGGGAUUGGUCAUGCCGACCACUUUCAUGUACGGUCUGUAUGACUGGAUGGAUUAUCGGCCCGCUGCGGAGGCGCAACGUCACAUGUCGGUCAAGACCAACAUUAUCACGAUUGGAGGCGGUGGACAUCAAAUGUACAUUGAAGACCCCGUUGAAUUCAACGCACAGUUGAUCAACGAGUGUUUGAGCUCUCCGUUGGAGCCUGCAGUCAGUGUGCCCCCAGUUGUUUCCAGUGCGGCAUCAUCCACAGUGCCUGAGUCUGACCUGCACGGUCACCCCACCUUCCAACCCCAACCCAUCGCCGUUGUGAGUUAAACUCUGUUCCACCACUAACUCGUGUGCAAAUACUAUCGUAUUGUGUGUUUGUUUUGUUUUUGCGUUUGCAUUCGAUGAAGCUGUGUAAACUUUUGUUUUCAACAAAUAUUGUCUUAUCGUUGACCCAA